This is a messenger RNA of Betta splendens (Siamese fighting fish), 2472 nucleotides long. It is a transcript of the gene dennd10, whose product is annotated as DENN domain containing 10. Lineage: Eukaryota; Metazoa; Chordata; Actinopteri; Anabantiformes; Osphronemidae. Gene Ontology annotation, biological process: regulation of early endosome to late endosome transport; protein transport. Gene Ontology annotation, cellular component: late endosome. Gene Ontology annotation, molecular function: guanyl-nucleotide exchange factor activity; small GTPase binding. Bases 182 to 1237 code for a protein of 351 amino acids. The transcript has 10 exons. The record is from RefSeq and is a predicted model, not a curated record.
CGCCUUUUGCUCGAGCCGCUUGUUCCGGAAGAAGGAAGAGAUUUCACAUUAGAAAGUCUGUUGACAGUAGGAUUCAAAAUCAGUUCACAUACAGUAUUCAAAACAAAUAUUUUUUUAAAUAAUUUUUUCCAGCAUCGCGUUCUAUUUUCUGGACCCUGCAGGAGAUCUCAAGGUAUGGAAUAUGGCAGCAACUGAAACGCAGCUUAUGUUAAGCGUCGGAUUAAUCGAGAAAGAUGUGAAUGGAGACACGCUGUGGGUGUGGUGCUAUCCCUCCGUGGGCUCAGACCUGAGGCAGGUACUGCUCAGCAAGUGCUGUUUGACACAGGACGGGAGGGAUUUCCACACCUUUGUGUUUGGGCAGUUUUGUCGCACCUGGUACUACAUUACCACAGUGGAGGUACAAGAACCUACAGCACUAAACAAGGUCACUCAUUUUUCAGUAGUUGUUACAGCAAAAGACUUCAAUCCCGAGAAAUAUGCUGCACUUAGUAGAAUCCUCUGCAGGAUGUACAUCAAACAUGGCAGUCCAGUGAAGAUGAUGGAGGCUUACAUCACGGUCCUCACCAAAGGGAUUUGCCAGAGUGAUGAAAAUGGCUCAUUUCUGAUUAAGGACUAUGAUGUUCGGAAGGCUUACUUGGCAGGUUCAGUCAAAGAUGUGGUGUCUCAGUUCGGUAUGGAGACUAUCAUCUUAUAUACUGCUCUGAUGCUGAAGAAGAGGAUCAUCGUUCAUCACCCUCGAGUUGAAGCAUUGUUGGAGUUCACAAGAGUAAUGCCAGCUCUGGCGUGGCACAGGAAAGACUGGUCCAUCGUGCACCCGUACAUGCACUUGAAUGAUAUUGAACUGGAGGAUUUAAAGAAAUGCCCUGGGUACGUAGCAGGAUUUGUAGAUCCUGAAGUGAGCAACAGAUCAGACUUAUUUGAUGUGUAUGUGAACCUCCCAGACAGCGUCAUCACAGUAUCCCAGAGUGCCAAAGAGGCCAUGGCGAUGGGGAAGUUGCACAAGGACAUUGGUCACCUGAUUGUCCAGUCUGCAGAAGAUGCUGAGAGGUCGGACAGUCAGGUGAUUAAGGACAUUUCUGUCAAGACAAAGGAGAUUCUCACCAACUUGUUUGCCCUGGCUGACAAGUGUGAAGACUCUAAAAUCACGCUGGAAGGUUUAAAGCAGCAUCAUUUUCCCCCAGCAACAGAGAAUUUUCUUUUUCAUUUGGCAGCUGCCGAGCAGCUCUUGCGGAUAUAAAGCUGCCCGUAGGCACUCUGCUGCAGGAUGACGCAGCGUGACUGUACUGUUUCCCACACAGUGGGAUAAUUACAGUUUCUUUAAAGGCUUGUGUGCUCCUUCGCAGCUGUUUGCACAAGACACUAUCUCAGAACAUGUCAACAGUAUGUUUUAACUCGCCCUGUGGUGCUAAUAUGUAACAUGACUCGCAUCAUGUCUCACCAGUCCCGUGACGUUUAGCAUCAUAAAAAUACAGGUUUACUGUGGCAACAUUAUAUUUUUUGUAGAAUGAACAGAUUUUUCUUUUCGAUGAAAGUCCUCAAAUAAAUUAUUUCGCUGAGCCCUAGCGCUCCGUCGUAAUCCAGAAACUAUUAAAAUCACAGCAGUGAGCCUAACUGUCGCACUGGGAGACAUAAUCAACACAGACGCAGUUAUUCAGUCAGCUCUCCCACACACACACAGGCCUGCUGCGCUAAAUACUUAUUAGAACACUCGUUUGUAUUAUUCCACGGCAGAAAUAGCUUUCCCCGAUUUUUAACUGUUCCCGUAUCAAGUCAAAAACAUCAGCGCCCUGCAUUCACCACCUUGAGUGGAAACCAGCAAGUCGAGAAGAAUUUGGUGAUUUUAUUGGCAAUAAAAAUUCCCAUAUCCAUUUGAUAUAAUAAGGAGCCAUUAGUAUUUGUCUUUAAUGCUGUGAAGCUGAGACUGAUGAUGUGUUAGCAUCCCCUCCACAGAGCACCGCUCGCUUUGGUCUGAGCUGUCCGUCCCAGAUGAGCAACAGCAGCUGAAAUAACUCAGGUGUGACGAGCACUUGUUUAGUUCCUUAAUGGAGAAUGUGCUUAUCGAACAUAUUGCACAACAUAUUGGUAAUUUACAUUUUCUAACUAUGUCACAUUUUGUACAGACGACUGAAAUACAAGCAGAGUGAACUGCUCUGUGUAAAACAAAAAGUCUGCAGCUGAUGAAACUGCGAUGCAACCAUUCCAUGUUGAUUUUAUUGCAUUGUGUCUUCUCUUAUUGUCCAGGUUCUAUUUUUGUUUUUUUACUAAUGUAUUACGUCUCUCUGUUCUGUCCUUUGAAGCACAUUGCAAAACAGAUGGUUUUGUGCCUCAGUAUUUCUGAUAAGACAGAGUGCAAUGCAUAGAAAUGCUUGUGUAACUGAAAGCGGAGUUUAUAUUCAUGAAUUGAUGUACAGUGCUAUUUCAUAUCCAGAACUACUCUAAUAUUCAAACUAAAUAAAUGUACUAUCAAAAUAG